CGCUCGCCUUCAAUUCAUUUGUACUCUCAUAACUUACAUUCUAUCUUCUAUCAAAACCUUGUCGUCAGUCUCGGUGUGUGGUCCGUGGUCAUUGUGAAAGCGGCGAACGUUUGAAUUGUUCAUCACCCUGUGGCAAAACUGUAUCGAUUGGUGAAGAUUUAUUAUAAAUGGAUGCAAAAACUGCACAAUCUAUUUUUGGAGGAAUUGUAGCAGCAAAAAAACGACCAUCUAAAGAAGUCCCUGAACCAACAAUAAAUUUCAAGAGCGCCAACGAUUCUCUUGUUAAGAAGAAUCUUCUGCUAAAACAACAAGUUGUACAAUGCACAAAGACUAUUGAAAAACUACGAAAUGAAAAUGUCGCCUUACGACAAAAAAAUCAAGAGCUCAUCGAUGGAACUCUUGAGCAGCGAAUUGAGCUAAUUGUCGAGCAAAGGUUGAAAUUUCGCCUGGCACAUGCUGCAGUUUUACAUAAAAAAUUAGUACAGAAUAUUCAACAGACAGGAUUGGAAUUAGAUGGACUUUUCAAAGAUUUGGAACCUGAACCGAGUGGCUUAAAUACGCGACGGCCACCAAAAUUAGAGUUAAAUUUGGAAAGAGUUGACGAAAUACCAUUUUGUCAGUCUUCUAUGCAAGGAGAAAUUGAUGAAAAUGAAAUUCGAUUUGAUAAUAAUUCAUCUCAAAGUACGUCUUCAAUUCAAAACGCUGUAAAUGGAACUCCUCGAAAAAAACAAAGCGUCGGAAAGGGUCGAAGAAGUGAGCUGUUCCAAAGUUUUAACGCUGAUUCAUCUAUUGUCGAAGAAGCAUCUACAAUUCCAACAAAUCGGCGUGCACCUAUGCUCAUUGCUCCAUCAUCAACUCCUGCAGGCCCUUCUAAGCCAACGGCUAGGAAACCUCCAACACCAAGAUUCAAAAAGCCAUCAACUCCCGCCCUUGCACCACAAUCAGAUGACACCGAACUAUCAUCAACGAUUCAGGUUCGUCGUCAACGAUCUGCGAAAAUGAAUAUCAAAUCAUUGAAAGAACCAAGUGGAAAAGACAAACUCCGUCGACCUGGAAAGCAUGAUGAACCAAUGCCAUACAUCAAUACAUUUUUCUGACCAAUUUCAUUGAAGAUCUAAGUCACCGCCAUUAUAUAUUUAUUUUCUGAAAUAUCAUUUUAAUCACACAUUAUUGUUUUGCUUGCAUUGUCUGAAAAUUAAGUAAACUUGUCAAUAGAAUUAUGUUUUUCC
Molecule: messenger RNA, 1229 nt
Organism: Caenorhabditis elegans
Lineage: Eukaryota; Metazoa; Nematoda; Chromadorea; Rhabditida; Rhabditidae
Gene: sgo-1
Product: Shugoshin
Exons: 8
Coding region: 168-1097 (309 amino acids)
Cellular component (GO): nucleus; chromosome; chromosome, centromeric region
Source: RefSeq, marked reviewed